CCUGGCGCGAAUUGUCCGUGCCACUACGGUAUACCUAAUCGCUUGCAUUGCAUCAGGUUCCCUCUCAAAAGAGUCUUACUAUUAGUUUUACAUGCAAGCUCCAGAAGCGCCAUUGCUUUGAAAGAAGGGCAGAAGUUUUCUGUAGUGAGCCUGCCACACAGAGCUGCACUUACCUACAGCAGAGCCAGUUUACGGGUUGACUGGUGUCUAAUCCUAAACAGGAGGACAGGUUUCUUAUGAUUCUAAAAAGUUGCAAAACGGUGUGGUUUUAGCAGCAUUGUGCUGGAUGCCUUAAGGCAUGGCAGUGCGUGACGGGAUGACACAAGGUCUCAGCAAGAGUUUCCUUCACUCUGUCUGCUGCAAAUGCAGAACUUGCAGAUUGCAGCUUCUUGGGCUGCUGCUUUUGGCACUUUUCGCAAUCACUUAUGCAGGGCCAGAUCAUUACAAGACCCUUGGAGUUGACAAGAGCGCAAGUCAGCGCGACAUCAAAAAGGCCUUUCACAAGCUUUCAUUAAAGUAUCAUCCAGAUAAGAACCCUGGGAACGAGAAGGCCGCAAAGAAGUUCACUGACAUCAGCGCUGCGUACGACACAUUGUCCGACGAGAAGAAGCGUCAGAUCUACGACCAGUACGGUGAAGAAGGUUUGAGUGGGGGGGCAGCUCAAGGAGCGCAUGCCCAGCCAGGCGCAGGGUUCCAUGGGGGAGGUUUUCCAGGGGGAGGACGUACCCAGUACACGUUCCAAAGUGGGGGCGGGGGUCCCGAUCUCGGAGAUAUUUUCAGCACCAUUUUCGGGCAGGCGUCUCGGGGGAAGCAAGGAUCUUCGUUCGGGUUCGGAGGAGGUGGCGCCAGUGCUGGGAGGGGCGGCGGCGGAGGUGGAGGCAUGUUUGAGAACUUGUUCGGCGGUUUUGGCGGUGGCGGUUUUGGCGGGGGCCAGCAACGGGGAAACACGUGGGACUCGCUCAAGCACGUGGAGAAGCUCACCGGAGCGACGUUUGCGGACAAAGUCCAGGGGCCCGAGAACGAGAUGUGGGUUGUGUUGUUCUACCUGCCGCAGAGCCAAGAGAGCGCGGCGCUAAAGCCCGAGCUCGAGCGCACCGCGAAGGAGUUAGACGGCCUCGUCAAGUUCGGCGUCGUCGACUGCCAGGCGGAACGCGCGCUCUGCCAGGAGCGUGACGUCGGUCACGUGCCCACCGUGCACUUCUACCAGCCGGGGAAGAAGGCGGGGACGGUCUUCACGGGGGAGCCGACCGGGGCGGCGAUCAAGAAAUUUGCGGUGGCCAACAUUCCAAACCACUCGAUCAAGCUGGAUGAGAGCAACUUCGAGCGGCGGUUCGGUCGGUCCCCCAACCUCCCCCGGGCGGUGCUUUUCACGAAGAAGGCCUCCACGCCCGCCAUGUGGCGCACUCUGAGUGGGCGCUUCCUGGACCGCGUCGUCCUGUUUGAGAUUCAGGUCGACGACGCCGGACAGUCCGAGCUCGCCGCGCGCUUCAGCGUCCGCAAGAUUCCUUCAAUCGUCGGACUCCUCCCGAGCGGGGACCUCGUUCCGUUCACCGGCGACACCAAAAAAGUGUCCGCAAUUUCCAAGUGGAUGGCCGAGCUUCAGAAGAAGGCCGACGCGCAGCAGAAGAGCGGGCUGAGCGCGGUCCCGGUUCUGAACAAGGUGACGCGGGGGGCGGUCUGCGGGGGGGACGUGCCGGUGUGCGUGAUCGCGGUGGUGCCGAGGGGGAAGGAGAAAGUAGGGCGGGAGCUUUUGGCAGAGGUUGCGCGGAAUAUUCAGUCCGGACGAAGGGCGGGCGCUUCUUCGCUCGGCUUCGCUCUACUUGACGAGAAAGCACAGCCCGGCUUCUUGACGGCGUUCCCAGAGGCGCGAGCUGCGAAAGGAGUACCGAAGUCUGAGAUUUUGGUCUUAGCUUACAAACCGAAAAGGCAACGGUACGCCUCUUAUAUCGGUAAAGCAGAUCCGGCUGGCGUGGAAGACUUCGUUUCGAGGGUACUCAGCGGAGACGCAGCGUUUCAUAAAACAAAGCACGAACCCGUCCUGAAGUGAGUUUGCCAAAGCCUUGAUUUUGAAACU
Messenger RNA from Klebsormidium nitens, 2074 nucleotides. NCBI's taxonomy places the organism in Eukaryota, Viridiplantae, Streptophyta, Klebsormidiophyceae, Klebsormidiales, Klebsormidiaceae. The record is from the annotation of a GenBank genome assembly.